Messenger RNA from Colletotrichum orchidophilum, 342 nucleotides. RefSeq lists its product as uncharacterized. The record is from RefSeq and is a predicted model, not a curated record. The coding region runs from base 1 to 342 and encodes 113 amino acids. The transcript has a single exon. Lineage: Eukaryota; Fungi; Ascomycota; Sordariomycetes; Glomerellales; Glomerellaceae.
AUGCUGGACGGAACCGAGCUAGCCAUGAAAUGGAGCAUCGGGGCCGUGUUUGCUCCGUCCUUACAAAGUGCCCUCGCACCAUUGAAGACAGCUGCACGCUGCCUCCUCGUCCCAAGGUGGUGCUCCUUUCGAUCCGCAGCGCAGCAGCAAGACCGGCGGAGAGGCUGUCGCACAGAAUCUCCUUACGAGUCCAUGACAGACACGGUCGUGUUGUCUUCAGCUGUCAACUCUGCAGUCUGGCGGUUCUAUAGGUCGCCGUCCCAGCAGACCGUUUUGCGGGAGGCAUCGGUCGAUGUCGUCCGGAGAAACCAUGAUCCCAGCGAGAACGGGGGAUCCGGGUGA